Hippoglossus stenolepis (Pacific halibut) is the source of this 2650-nucleotide messenger RNA. It is a transcript of the gene sqlea, whose product is annotated as squalene epoxidase a. Gene Ontology annotation, molecular function: flavin adenine dinucleotide binding; squalene monooxygenase activity. Gene Ontology annotation, cellular component: endoplasmic reticulum; membrane. Bases 221 to 1933 code for a protein of 570 amino acids. The record is from RefSeq and is a predicted model, not a curated record. The transcript is spliced from 11 exons. Gene Ontology annotation, biological process: cholesterol metabolic process; sterol biosynthetic process. Lineage: Eukaryota; Metazoa; Chordata; Actinopteri; Pleuronectiformes; Pleuronectidae.
UUCAGCAGCAGCAGUAGCAUCAUCCCUCUGACUGAGAUCAAGUUAUAUUAUGAGUUUCCAAAGGUGACUCUUUGUUUAGGGCUGGCUUCUGUUGUGGAGGACCUGAGAAACCAAUGAAGAAUAUUUAUUUAUGAUUUAAUUAUUUAUUUUUUUAUCAGCCUAAAAACCCUGUGUCUCAGCUGUGCACUGUCUUACAUUAGAUAGUUUAAAAUCCUACAAGAUGUGGACUUUCCUGGGAAUAGCGAGCCUCACGUACCUGUACAAAAAGUCGGACACAGUUCUGAGUGUGGCCCACAAAGAGGUGUUUGUGGCCGCAGCCCUGCUGGUCAUAGUGGGUCUGCUGCUCUCAUACAUCACCUACUUCCACCAGCACAAGCUCUCUCAGGUUGUGUAUUCACCUCUGAGCCUCCUCUCCUUUGUGCCUGUCGUCAACCACUUCAUCCCCCAAACUCCUGCACAGAGCAGCGGCAAGACCGAGGACAGCUGCAGAAAGAGCCGGAGAACAAGGAAACGAGCAGAUGUCGAGAUCUCUACCACAGAGAGCGCCGCCUCAGCCAGUGGCUCCUCAGUGGCCCCGGAGCCAGAUGUGCUGAUCGUUGGGGCCGGGGUCCUGGGCUCAGCGAUGGCGGCCGUCCUGGCCCGGGACGGGAGGAAGGUGACGGUGGUGGAGCGGGACCUGAAGGAGCCUGACAGGAUAGUUGGGGAGCUGCUGCAACCUGGAGGAUACAAGGCUCUUAAAGACCUUGGCCUGGAAGGUUCAGUGGAGGGUCUGGAUGCCCAUCUGGUGAACGGCUAUGUGAUCCAUGACAUGGCCAGCAGCACAGAGGUGGAGAUCCCCUACCCUCAGGCGGAGGAGAGCAUCCAGUGUGGACGUGCUUUCCAUCACGGUCGAUUCAUCAUGGGCCUGAGGAGAGCCGCCCGGGCCGAGCCAAAUGUCACAUUCGUAGAAGGCACCGUGAGCAGCUUGCAGGAAGAGAACGGCAGCGUAAUCGGAGUCCAGUACAAGGAUAAAGAAACUGGAGACCUCAAGGAAAUCCGUGCAGCGCUGACUGUGGUGGCUGAUGGCUGCUUCUCCAAGUUCAGGAAGAGCCUGGUCUCUGGGAAAGCUCAAACCUCCUCUCACUUUGUCGGAUGCCUUAUGAAGGACUGUCCCCAGUUUAAAGCCAACCACGCUGAGCUGGUGCUGGCCAACCCCAGCCCGGUGCUCAUCUACCAGAUCUCCUCAUCGCAGACCAGAGUGCUGGUGGACGUCAGGGGGGAGAUGCCACGCAACCUCUCAGAGUACAUGGCUGAGAAGAUACACCCACAGCUGCCAGAGCAUUUACAGGAGCCUUUCAUGGUGGCGCUGCAGAACGAUCGACUCAGAUCCAUGCCUGCCAGCUUCCUCCCGCCCUCCCCUGUCAAUAAACCAGGUGUGCUUCUCCUUGGCGACGCAUACAACAUGAGGCACCCUCUGACGGGAGGAGGGAUGAGCGUCGCUCUCAACGAUGUUCGCAUCUGGAGGGACCUGCUCAACAACAUCCCCGACCUGUACGACGACACAGCCAUGCUGCAGGCAAAGAAAAGAUUCCACUGGGAACGCAAGUCAUCACAUUCUUUUGUGGUGAAUGUGUUGGCCCAGGCCCUGUAUGAGCUGUUUUCAGCCACUGACAAUUCUCUCUGUGAGCUGAGAAAAGCCUGUUUCCAGUACUUCAAGCUGGGUGGAGAGUGCAUUGCUGGACCUAUUGGACUUCUCUCAGUUCUGACACCAAAACCUAUGACGCUUAUUGGACACUUCUUUGCCGUGGCGAUGUAUGCAAUCUACGUCAACUUCAAGUCGGAGUCGUGGAGCACCAAACCUCGAGCUUUAUUCAAGAGUGGGGCCAUCCUGUAUCGAGCCUGUACGGUCAUGUUUCCUCUCAUCUACUCUGAAUUCAAGUACCUGGUGUACUGAUGAGCAUCUGGACUCAGAAAGACCAAACCCGAUGUCAGGUCUACGGCUUAAGUUGGAAGCAAAAUUCUAAAUAAGUGUAUUAUUUGACGGUACUUUCUAUGUUUGCCUUCGUGCUGAAAAAGGCGACGUUACCAUCUCGAACCAUGAGGAUUUUCUACAUAGGCCUCUGCCUUACCGUAAACUAUCUUACUGUGCUUACCUCAUGCCUUGUUCCAGUGUGGACAUGUCAUGCAAUAAUACCAUAUUAUCCAUGUAUGUGUUUACCCAGUCUGCCCUUUAUGCUGGAGGAUUGUAUCAUACUGUGCAUUAGCUCACACUGAAUGAUUAACACUGAAUAUUCAGCGCUGUGGAAUUAUUCCUGCCAAACAGAAUUACCAUGUGGAGCUUGGCAUUCGAGUUUCAUAAUUCUGCUACACAUAAACUUUCCUGCUGUGUGUUUGAUAUAUCCAUUGCUAAUGACGGUGACACAUUUGUAAUACAAGAAUUUCAUAUUUUAAAUCUGAAGCACUUAUGAUGGGAUGUCAUAAAACAGCAAGCUGUUCACAUUGUUUUAUGUACAACAAUCACACUUCUCUAGUGUUUUCAACAUGAUUUUACUUAGCAAAAGGCCUGUAGCACUUUUUAUUCAAACACAUUUCUUUUUUCUGUAAUGGUAGUUUCCUGCCUUCCUAAGAGUGUUGCUCCUUGUGUACUGUGAUAAAAGACUUUUUGUUACAA